Molecule: messenger RNA, 1459 nt
Organism: Diprion similis
Lineage: Eukaryota; Metazoa; Arthropoda; Insecta; Hymenoptera; Diprionidae
Gene: Fibp
Product: acidic fibroblast growth factor intracellular-binding protein
Exons: 6
Coding region: 256-1332 (358 amino acids)
Cellular component (GO): nucleus
Source: RefSeq, a predicted model, not a curated record
CGUCUAGCCUCAGUAGGUAGAGACGACGGUUGCAAAGACGAGUUUUUCCUUACAGAGCGAAUAAUUUAACCGUUUAAUCGCUAGCUAUGCAAUAAAAUUGAUAUUCGACUGACCACUGGAAAGGCCGAAAAAUUCCUUGCCGAUGUCCUUGAAAAAAUCGCGACAAAGUAGGACGAUAUAAAUAGUUUGAGGUUAGAACCUAACCUGACUCUAACCUGCGGAUGAACUGUAAACCGAUAUAAAGAAACGUGAAAUAUGCUGUCAGAAGUUGACGUGUUCAUCAGCAACUACACUCUGGUCGAUCCUGAGAUUUACCAACUUUGGGUGGACGGAUAUUCUUCGAGCGAAGCCGUCAAUACUCUAAACCAGAGAGGUAUUUGCCAGCAAACAAAUGCGCCGAUCGAACUUGUCGCCUCAGAUGUCCUGGAUCAUUAUCGAACCUACAGCCUCCUCGAAAGGCUUCUGCAAAUGCCUCCGCAACUGGCCAGCGAACAGUUGGCUUUCCAAAUUGAACCACAAACAAGUCAAAUGUUAAUAGAAAUGUAUUACGAGUUCGAUGAUGCAGUCGUGCGUGAUUUUGUGGGAAAAAAAUUAUCCGCCAAACAUCGUAAGGAGCUUGACGAAGUUGCGGAGAAAACUGGUGUAUCGUUGAAAAGUUGUCGACGCCAAUUUGACAAUGUUAAACGAGUGCUAAAGGUCAUCGAAGACUUGCCAGGAUCUUUAGUCACUAAUAUAAAACAGUGUUUUCUACUACCUGACGAAUUAGCAAAGCGCUAUGCAGCGGUUGUCUUCAUAGCUUGCAUGCGAUUUGAAAUGAACAAAAAGAAGCUACAGUAUCUGACGUUUCCUGACCUCUUUCAUUGCGCGAAUACAAUGAUGGCUCUUUGGACCUAUCGUUACACAGGAUCAGAAUAUUUCGACACAGAUUUGGACAGAGAAUUUUUACUUGAUUUACCAGAGUGUCGCGUAUUGUUGGAAAACGAGAAGCAUCACAAGCACCUGGUUUGCAUCAAACUGAAACCAACUUUACUGGAGCGUUCAUACCAGGAAUUGGAUAUGAAUUUUCGAUUAUAUUCACGCGCGAUAAUUGGAAUAGCAUGCAAUCUGCACAGGAGCAGAGAGCUGCGAUCGUUUUUCUCAGACCUGGUCGAAAGGUGUUUAGAACCAUGGCGACAGGUGAACUGGUCGCAUACCGAUUUACGCAAUUUUCUUAGCACUUAUACGCAAUGUGCUCUCGACAUGGACGUACUGAGGGAAGCAGAUUUGAAAAACGCGUUCGAUAGGUACAUGAAAGUAGUGACAAGUUGCGUGCUAAGAAUGUAUCAUCAAUGAAAAUUACACAACUGUGUGUGUUGAAAAAUAAUUCUGGAAUUGACCGUGUAAUGUAGGACUGUACUUAACAAGGCUCGAUUAUGACUUAUAUUAUAUUGAAAAUAAUAAAUUAAUAGAAUAAUGAAAA